Magnolia sinica is the source of this 2701-nucleotide messenger RNA. Its product is annotated as DEAD-box ATP-dependent RNA helicase 7. The coding region runs from base 75 to 2255 and encodes 726 amino acids. The transcript has 14 exons. Gene Ontology annotation, molecular function: ATP binding; helicase activity; RNA binding. NCBI's taxonomy places the organism in Eukaryota, Viridiplantae, Streptophyta, Magnoliopsida, Magnoliales, Magnoliaceae. The record is from RefSeq and is a predicted model, not a curated record.
UCUCUUUCUCCUGCCGCUGCUGUAACCCUCUCUUUUUUUUUUUUCGGCAGGAGAACCAGAGCUUCUCUCUAUAAAUGCCUUCGCUUCUCCUAUCUGACCCUUUACUCUCUGACGAAUCCAAAGACAAGAAGAAGAAGGAUAAGAAGAUGUCGAAUACGGUUCUUCAAACCCUAGAAAUUGAUUCCAUCAAGAAGAAGAAGAACAAGAAGCGAGAAUCAGAAGCUCAAGAAAUCAACGGCUCUGAUUCUUCCGAAGGAUCGUCCGACAAGAACAGGAAGAUCAAGAAGAAGAAGAGGAAGGCUUCCGAGGAAGAAGAGAAAAGCGAAACGAGUACUGAAUUAGGAGAGUCGGUUGACCGGAAAGCCGUCAGUGGAUCGACGAAGAAGCCGAGGUUCGGGGAGAAGGAGAAGGGGCGUUUGACGGACGAGGAAGGAGAGGUGAUUGCGGAUGGAGAUGUCAAGAAAGUAGCGGAUCCCAACGCGGUGUCGAAUUUCAAGAUCUCGAAGGCUGUAAGGGAGACACUGAAGUCGAAGGGGAUUGAGUCGCUGUUUCCUAUUCAGGCCAUGACCUUCAAUAUGGUCCUCAAUGGUGCUGAUUUGGUGGGCCGGGCUCGCACUGGUCAGGGGAAAACAUUGGCCUUUGUUUUGCCCAUUUUGGAGUCUCUAACGAAUGGGCAUGCCAAGGAAUCAAGGAAGACAGGGUAUGGAAGGCCACCAAGUGUCUUGGUACUUCUACCCACAAGGGAGCUGGCAACACAGGUUCAUGCAGACUUCGAGGUUUAUGGUGGGGCAGUGGGAUUAUCUUGCUGUUGUCUAUAUGGAGGAGCUUCUUAUCGUCCUCAAGAGAUUGCCCUGAAAAGAGGGGUUGAUAUAGUUGUUGGAACCCCCGGGCGGAUAAAGGAUUUUUUAGAGAAGGGAACUAUCAACUUGAGCUCAUUAAAAUUCCGUGUCCUUGAUGAGGCUGAUGAAAUGCUGAGGAUGGGUUUCGUUGAUGAUGUUGAACUUAUUCUCGGUAAGGUUGAUGAUGUAAGCAAAGUCCAGACACUUCUCUUUAGUGCUACCUUACCUUCUUGGGUGAAAGAGAUCUCAUCAAGGUUUCUCAAACCCGAGAAGAAGACCAUUGAUCUUGUUGGUAAUGAGAAAAUGAAAGCUAGUACCAAUGUUAGGCAUAUUGCCCUUCCCUGCUCUCAUUCAGCAAGAUCCCAACUUAUUCCUGAUGUUAUUCGUUGUUAUAGCAGUGGAGGGCGUACUAUUAUUUUCACUGAGACAAAGAGUUCCUGCUCUGAACUUUCUGACUUGUUGCGUGGAUCACGGGCAUUGCAUGGGGACAUACAACAGUCCCAACGAGAAGUCACACUUGCUGGAUUCAGAUCAGGCAAGUUCAUGAUUUUAGUGGCAACAAAUGUUGCAGCACGUGGCUUGGACAUCAAUGAUGUGCAGUUGAUUAUUCAGUGUGAGCCCCCGCGAGAUGUAGAAGCUUACAUCCAUCGAUCUGGCCGCACAGGGAGAGCUGGCAAUACUGGAGUUGCUGUAUUAUUAUAUGAACCAAAGAAGUCAUAUGCCAUUUCUAAAUUGGAAAGAGAGUCAGGUGUAAAAUUUGAGCACGUCUCAGCUCCUCGGCCUGCUGAUAUUGCUAAGUCAGCUGGCUUAGAAGCAGCUGAAACAAUUUCCCAAGUCUCUGAUAGUGUGGUACCAGUUUUCAGAUCAACAGCAGAGGAACUUUUGAGUUCCUCUGGUCUAUCAGCGGUUGAUCUACUUGCAAAAGCACUGGCAAAAACAGCUGGUUAUACUGAAAUCAAGAAGAGAUCGCUGCUCAGUUCCUUGGAGAACCAUGUGACUCUACUUCUUGAGGCUGGAAAACCCAUCUACACACCAUCGUAUGCUCUCGGUGUGCUGAGGAGAUUCUUGCCAGAGGAAAAGAUUGACAGAAUUAAGGGUAUGUCUCUUACGGCUGAUGGCAGAGCUGCAGUGUUUGAUGUGCCAGCUGAAGAUGUUGACUUGAUUUUAGCAGGUCAACAAAAUGCAGACAUGGUGAGCAUUGAGGUUGCAAAUGAGCUGCCACCCCUUCAAGACAAGGAACAGUCAAGAGGGGGUAGUGGAUGGCGUUCAGGAAGGUUUGGCAGCGGUGGGGGUGGCGGCAGUGCUAAUAGAUUUUCUGGAGGGAGAGGUGGCAGGGGUGGCUUUCCUGAUAGAAGAACUGGUGGGUUUUCCAGUGGUGGUGGCAGAGGUGCUGGUGGCCGUGGCCGUAGGUGGUGAGUGGCUGUUGGAACGGGAGCAGAUUGGAUAGUAGGUGGUGAGUGGCCAACUGAAUGGGAACAGAUAGAUAUGGAAGGGUAUUUCGCAAUUUGAUAGAUUUAUGGUUUUAUGAGAAAACAAGAAUGGGAUAGACAAGCACAGUUUCUUCAUGAGAAAAGAAGAGCACUCGAGAAACACUAGUGGAAUUGCUGGAUGAUGUGGAGGUAGAGAGAUGGGAGGUGUCCUAUUGCCAAAGCUGUGACAAAUGAAGAGCUAGAAUUUGGUUGUCAUUUCUUACUUACUACUGAGUGAUGUCUACUUAAUUAUUUUUGUUUGAAUGGUUCACGUAACUUUUACAAUUUUGAAACAUGACAACUCCGAUAGUAUUUUUAUGGGACGAGAACCUGAAAUCUUACAAAUUUGUUUGGCGAACAUGAGCUAAUACAUGAUGUGUGUAUUUCUAUUGA